AUGGCGAGCUACCUGCUGUGCUGGGGGGGCGGGGCUCUGGAGGACAGGUACCUGUACGCCCCGCCUUACCCGGCCGUGUACAGGAGGAUAAAUCCUGUGUUGAUUCCUGUUGAAGAGCAGCUGUCGGCCGUCUAUUGUUCGCUGCCAAAUUGUAAACCCAUCAAGCGUCCAGUAGUAAGAAGUGACGUCUCACCUGUGACGCCCCCGACCAGCGGCUCGCCCAGCCCCACCCCUCCCUCCUCCCUCCAGCUGAAGCCAACCAAUCAGAGGAGGGGGCGGGACAGCGCGGGUCAGAAGCUGUCGUAUCAUGAGGUCCGGCAGAUCGAGGUGGAGCUGGUGACCCCCAACUCCCGAGGCUCCACCCCCAAGACGGGCAUCAUCCGGCGGACCAUCAAGUACUCUGAGACGGACCUGGACGCCGUGCCGCUGCGCUGCUACAGGGAGACCGACCUGGACGAGGUAAUGCGGGCCGAGGCAGAGGCGGCCGAGGAGGCGGACUCAGCCUUCGGGAGCAACCGCAGCGUCCUGGGAAACUGCAGCUUCAGCCCCGCCGACGCCUCCCCGAAGCCCCGCACAGGUGGAGGGAAGGAGGAGAACGGGGAGGAGGAGGACGAGGACGAGGAGGAGGAGGAAGGAGUGGUGAGCUGGGCCAGCGUCAGGAUGCAGGGAGACCGGCAGAGGCAGCGAGCCACCAAGGAGGAGGACGAGGUGUUCAGUCUGCUGCUGAAGGGGUGAGAACACAGCCAGGAACCAGGUUCACAUUCAUCACAGAGGCUCGGUUCCACCUGCAGGCUCAGCUGUCAUGAAUCCAGAUAAGAGUUAACCCUCUGGAUCUCAU
This is a messenger RNA of Stegastes partitus (bicolor damselfish), 838 nucleotides long. The record is from RefSeq and is a predicted model, not a curated record. Lineage: Eukaryota; Metazoa; Chordata; Actinopteri; Pomacentridae.